UACGCUCUGACGCACCCAAGAUGGCGGCGCCCGGCCAGCUUUUCCUCUCGUGACUGUUCCGGGGGUCUCUAGCUUCCUUCGGCAUGUUCCUUCUCCGAGACUGUGGCCGCUGGGCCACAGCGUCCCUCGUCAGACGGCUGCCUUUGCGCCACCUGUGCAGUGACAGUCGGGCACCCUGCAGCCCGCACUUCGACGUGGUAGUUAUCGGAGGAGGGCAUGCGGGGACCGAGGCGGCCGCCGCCGCUGCACGCUGUGGCUCGCGGACUCUGCUCCUCACACACCGCGUGGACACGAUCGGUCAGAUGUCCUGUAAUCCUUCCUUUGGUGGCAUCGGAAAGGGGCAUUUGAUGAGAGAGGUCGAUGCCUUGGAUGGGCUGUGUUCUCGGGUCUGUGACCAGUCUGGUAUACAUUACAAAGUACUAAACCGGCGUAAGGGCCCUGCUGUGUGGGGACUGAGAGCGCAAAUCGAUCGGAAACUUUAUAAACAGAGCAUGCAGAAAGAAAUCCUGAGUAAGCCCCUGCUCACUGUUCAGGAGGGAGCUGUGGAAGAUCUAGUCCUUGCAGAACCAGAGCCUGGAUACGUUGGAAAGUCCAGGGUCACAGGUGUUGUUUUGGCAGAUGGAAGUACAGUUUAUGCAGAGAGUGUAAUUCUGACUACUGGGACAUUUCUGAGAGGCAUGAUCAUAAUUGGAUUGGAGAUGCAUCCUGCAGGACGUUUGGGGGAUCAGCCGUCUAUAGGGUUGGCUCAGACUCUGGAGAAGUUGGGGUUUAUGGUAGGAAGACUGAAGACUGGAACUCCACCUCGACUUGCCAAAGAGUCUGUUAAUUUUGACAUUCUAAACAAGCACACACCAGAUAAUCCAUCCAUACCAUUCAGCUUUCUCAGUGACGAUGUGUGGAUCAAGCCAGAAGAUCAACUGCCAUGUUACUUGACUCACACCAACCCCAGAGUGGAUGAGAUUGUCCUUGAGAACCUUCACCUGAAUAGCCAUGUUAAGGAAACUACAAGAGGGCCCCGAUACUGUCCUUCUAUUGAAUCAAAAAUUUUACGUUUUCCAAACCGUCUACAUCAGGUUUGGUUGGAGCCUGAAGGACUGGAUUCUGAUCUCAUCUACCCACAAGGGUUGUCUGUUACACUACCAGCUGAGUUACAGGAGAAAAUGAUAACAUGCAUCAGAGGCUUGGAGAAAGCCAAAAUGGUUCAUCCAGGCUAUGGUGUUCAGUAUGAUUAUUUAGAUCCCCGUCAGCUCAGUCCUUCCCUCGAGACACAUUUAGUUCAGCGGCUGUUCUUUGCCGGACAGAUAAAUGGAACCACUGGCUAUGAGGAAGCUGCGGCUCAGGGGGUGAUAGCUGGAAUCAAUGCCAGUCUAAGAGUCAAUCGAAAACCACCCUUUGUUGUGAGUCGCACAGAAGGCUAUAUAGGAGUCUUGAUUGAUGAUCUCACCACCCUUGGCACCAGUGAACCAUACCGAAUGUUCACUAGCAGAGUAGAGUUCCGUUUGUCACUGCGCCCAGAUAAUGCUGACACCCGGCUCACAUUCCGAGCCCAUAAGGAAGCUGGCUGUGUGUCCCCACAGCGAUAUGAAAGAGCUUUGUGGAUGAAGUCAUCUUUAGAAGAAGGUAUUUCUGUGUUGAAAUCCAUUAAGUUUUCAAGCUCCAAGUGGAAAAAGUUAAUCCCACAGACUCCUAUAAGUAUUAAUAGAAGCCAUCCUGUCAGUGCUCUGGAUGUUCUUAAGUAUGAAGAAGUAGACAUGGAGUCACUAGCCAGUGUGGUUCCCGAACCCUUGAAGAAGUAUGCUGCAUGUAGAGAGCUCGCCAGAAGACUGAAAAUAGAAGCCACUUACGAGUCAGUAUUGUUGUCUCAACUACAAGAAAUAAAGGAGGUUCAGCAAGAUGAAGCUUUGCAACUUCCACAAGAUCUAGACUAUCUAACAGUCAGGGAUGUGUCAUUGUCCCAGGAAGUUCGAGAGAAGCUACACUUGAGUCGCCCACAGACGAUUGGGGCUGCUAGUCGUAUUCCUGGAGUGACACCAGCUGCCAUCAUCAAUCUGCUCAGAUUUGUGAGGAACACUCAGCAAAGACAGACAGCAGUGAUGGAACACCAGACCAAUCAGUACUUGUGAUGCAAACAAACUUGAAGACAGAAUUCUAACUUGCAUUUCACAGAGCUUAGGGCAAUGGUUCUCAACCUUCCUAAUACAGUACCUCAUGUUGUGUUGAGCCCCAAACACAAAAUUAUUUCAUUGCUACUUCAUACUGUGGUACUGUUAUGAAUCAUAAUGUAAAUAUCUGAUAUUCGAUCCCUGUGGGGGUCUCAACCCAUGAGUUGGGAACCCCUGGCUUAGAGAGUAUGAAUGGGGAAUAAAAAUGACACUGAAAACACUGUUAGGUGACUUUACGUUUGUCCUUAGAGGACAGACAAAGGUUACAGUUAUGCUUUUUUCAUGUAUCUGGGCAAGAUAGUGAAAAGCAAUGUGUAAUUGUCUCUGGGGCUCCUAUUUCUAUAGAUCAUAUAGCAUUCAUCAUAGUUAAGCAAAACUAAACCUGAAACAGUGUGGUGGAUCCGACUUAUAAUUCCCUAUCACUUAAGAGGCUGAAACAGGCAGACCAGAAGUUCAGUAUUGACCCAGCUCUCCAGUAAGACCUGGUCGUAGGGAAACAGGAGCCACUUACAGAGCCUGCACUCCUCAUCCUGCCUACUUUGUCAGUGACUCAGAAGAGCUCUCCCGUCUUCUGUUUUCUUGAUACUGGUAAAAACAAUGGGCAUCCUUUUCCUGACACUCGGGGCAUUUCCACUCAUUCUCCGAAGCCCUACUCCUGCCUACUUACUUUUAACUAAAUGGUAUUCUUCCUCUCUUUUUCUUCUUCAGCUCCCUCUCCAUGGCAGCUGCAGAGAUUUACAGUGUGCCUGCUCUGUUGUUCUCUCAAACUCUAGUAAAAUUGGACUUGAGCUUUAGAAACAAAGUACUCAGAAAGAUGGCCCAGGGUCUUGCUACAUUUGCAAAAGACCUGAGUUCUGCUGCCAGAUGAUAUCUGUAACUCCAACUCAAAGGGUCUGAUGCUCUCUUCUGGCCUCCAGUAGUAACAAGACCUCCUUUGUACCCUGCCUCAAGUAAAAGCUUUGAGGAGCUUGUUCUUUUUCAGUCCAGGCUCUUCAGGAACUACCAGUUACUAUGUAGAUGUUGCCAAGUUAAGAACACCACAUACAUACAACCAGUCCAGAAAUGACAUCAAGAAACCCAGUUAGAACCCAGGCAGUGGUGGUGUACACCUUUAAUCCUGGUAUUCAGGAGGCUGAGGCAAGUGGCUCUCCAAGAUGGAAGCAAAAGGAAAGAAGGAAGGCAGAAAAGAGAAAGAAAGAGAGAGACAGUUUUAAAGAUAAAAAUCCCAGGGAAGUUGACUCCAAAUGCCUGAUGAGUGUGUUGUUUUGUCAAGUACAAGGGUGCUGAGUCCAUCAAGGCCUUUUUAAAAACUAAGGAGACUAACUCUGAGACUCCUAAAAAAAACACUGCAGUCCAGGAGUAGACAUGCUGAGGGUCUCAGGCCCCAGUGAAAGCCUAUCUGCAAGUAUGGAGACAGAUAGAUUCAUGGGACAACCCAUCCCUCAUACUGUGUGCAGGGCACUAGUGUCCUUAUGGUGCUUCUCCAGGUAAAACUAAAAGUGGGGAAAUUUUUGAAAAAUGAAUUUGUAGAUUUGCUAUUCAUAUGUGAGGUUAAUUUAGUACACUAUACUCAGGUACACCAAACCACAGGCUUAUUAACCUUUUAGCCAUCUGUCUUGUUACUGUAGCUUAGGAAGCAGAGAGACAGCCUUAAGUUUGGAUGAAAAGUGAAGGCUGUACAAAACCACCCAGAUGCACUCAGCUAGCUUUUUUUUUUAUCUUGAGAACAGUCUUCUGCUGGUGUUCUAUUUUACAUCAUGUACAUGUAAUCAGGGGAGGAGCUGAAGAAAUGGCUCAGCAGUUAAGAGCAGUAGCUGCUUUUUCAGAGGAUUGGAUGAGUUUCAGCACCAUGAUGGCUCACUACAAUACAGUAACUCCAGUUCCAGGGGCAUCCAGUGCCCUCUUUUAGCCUUCAUAGGCAUGUGGUACACAGACAUACAUGCAGGCAGGCAAAACAUCCGUACGCAUGACUUUUUUUUUAUUCUUUAAUCUUUUAUUACAGUGCAUGCUUUAUACCCCUCCUGGCCCAUCUUCCAACUGUUCUGCAUCUCUCACCUCCUUCCCCCCCCCCCCCCCCCGGCACCCUGUCUCCCAAGAGGAUGUCCCCACCACCCACCCACACCCCACCAGACCUCCCCACUCCCUGGGGCCCCAAGUCUCUUGUUUAAUGCUAGUACUUGAAAGGGGAGGCAGGAAGGUCAGAAGUUCAGUCAUCUUAAGUUUGAGGCUAGCUAGGGCUACAUGAGCCUGCCUCAAGUAGGUGUAUGGGAGUUAUCUGUAGCCCAUGCAGUUUCUAAUUUUAGAAUUAAUUUGUUGGUUAAAAACUUAGAACAUUCAAAUCUUAGAUUUUAAUACUUUUGAAAUUUUCAGUAGCCAGUUUUAAACAUUAAUGAAAGUACUAUAAAGCAGACAAAUUUAUUUUGUAAGCUGGUUAAGGGAUGGAUGUUAAAAAUGGUCAUACAAUAAAAAUGUUUGAUGAUGCAACUGACCUGGCCAUGAUUUAACAUUAAAGCAGUCCAUCCAUAGUAA
Grammomys surdaster is the source of this 4691-nucleotide messenger RNA. It is a transcript of the gene Mto1, whose product is annotated as mitochondrial tRNA translation optimization 1. Lineage: Eukaryota; Metazoa; Chordata; Mammalia; Rodentia; Muridae. Bases 84 to 2123 code for a protein of 679 amino acids. Gene Ontology annotation, biological process: tRNA methylation; tRNA wobble uridine modification. Gene Ontology annotation, molecular function: flavin adenine dinucleotide binding. The record is from RefSeq and is a predicted model, not a curated record. Gene Ontology annotation, cellular component: cytosol. The transcript has 12 exons.